Messenger RNA from Bactrocera dorsalis (oriental fruit fly), 528 nucleotides. RefSeq lists its product as uncharacterized. The record is from RefSeq and is a predicted model, not a curated record. Lineage: Eukaryota; Metazoa; Arthropoda; Insecta; Diptera; Tephritidae.
AUGAGUAAAUCUAUUUUAGUUUUAGGUCUCUUCUUCAUUACGAACGCUCUGGGCCAAUCGAAGUGUCCCGGCGGGUGUCGAAUUAAUGUGCCGAGCACAUCGGUUUGCAUUGUGCAACAAGACCCAGCGCAGUGCCUGAAAAUCAAGGAAUGCACACUAAAUGAGAUGAAUUGUGUAAGGAAGCGACAGAAUAUACCACUGCUGAGCAGAUCGAAAAUCGAACGUUGCUCUCUCAUACGCGGCGCCACUGGCAGCGGACGUUGCAGCGUCGUCAAGAAGUGUCAGAAUAUAAAAUGUGUCAACGACAAGGUGGUCCGUUGCCAACAGGCUGGCAAGCAGUGUCGACUGCUAACGAACUGCGCAGCUCGAAAGGAAAACUGUAAUCGUCCACCGAAUAAUCAAAUGAAGAGCGUUGGCCUGGCAGCUUGUAAAGAUUUCAAACGUACCGAGGGCUUCAAACCAUGCAAAACCCGUGAAAGGAAGAAGAAGAAGAAGCCAAGCAGAAUUAAGAAGAUACUCAAAGGUUGA